Molecule: messenger RNA, 2866 nt
Organism: Pan troglodytes (chimpanzee)
Lineage: Eukaryota; Metazoa; Chordata; Mammalia; Primates; Hominidae
Gene: TSN
Product: translin
Exons: 6
Coding region: 254-940 (228 amino acids)
Biological process (GO): RNA metabolic process
Molecular function (GO): RNA binding; sequence-specific DNA binding; single-stranded DNA binding
Source: RefSeq, a predicted model, not a curated record
ACUCUCCCUCUCCUCUGCCCUUUGGACGCGCGCCUCGGUUCCGAACGCAGCGGACGGCGCCUCAGGCAGCGCGGCGGACAGCCCGUCCUCUGGCGCGCCGCGAGCCUCGGAGGACCCUAGCGACGGUCGUGGCGUAAGACCGGGGGGACGCGGCGGUAGCGGCGGCCGUUGCGAUUGAUUGCGCUGGUUACCUGCGGAGUCCACUUCCUUGGCCGCCCUUGCUACACUGGCUGAUUGUUGUGCAGCCGGCGCCAUGUCUGUGAGCGAGAUCUUCGUGGAGCUGCAGGGCUUUUUGGCUGCCGAGCAGGACAUCCGAGAGGAAAUCAGAAAAGUUGUACAGAGUUUAGAACAAACAGCUCGAGAGAUUUUAACUCUACUGCAAGGGGUCCAUCAGGGUGCUGGGUUUCAGGACAUUCCAAAGAGGUGUUUGAAAGCUCGAGAACAUUUUGGUACAGUAAAAACACAUCUAACAUCUUUGAAGACCAAAUUUCCUGCUGAACAGUAUUACAGAUUUCAUGAGCACUGGAGGUUUGUGUUGCAGCGCUUGGUCUUCUUGGCAGCAUUUGUUGUGUAUUUGGAAACAGAAACACUAGUGACUCGAGAAGCAGUUACAGAAAUUCUUGGCAUUGAGCCAGAUCGGGAGAAAGGAUUUCAUCUGGAUGUAGAAGAUUAUCUCUCAGGAGUUCUAAUUCUUGCCAGUGAACUGUCGAGGCUGUCUGUCAACAGCGUGACUGCUGGAGACUACUCCCGACCCCUCCACAUCUCCACCUUCAUCAAUGAGCUGGAUUCUGGUUUUCGCCUUCUCAACCUGAAAAAUGACUCCCUGAGGAAGCGCUACGACGGAUUGAAAUAUGACGUGAAGAAAGUAGAGGAAGUGGUCUAUGAUCUCUCCAUCCGGGGCUUUAAUAAGGAGACGGCAGCAGCUUGUGUUGAAAAAUAGGAGGCUCUCCUUGCUCCUGGCCUUGCUGACCUCAGCGGUUGCCAGGAAGGGGUGAGCACAGAGUGCCUCUUACGGUAGUUAGGAUGCUCAGUUGCUAAACACUGCGCUUUAUUUUCUUAACCAGUUGUGGUGUGAGUAUCAGAAUUGAAACACUUUUUUGGGGGUAAAAAAUAUAGCCUUUACAUGGACAGAAUUUUUUUUGUUGUUUCAGUGAAUAUGCCUGUAAUUCAGUGUAUUUCAGUUCCGUCAGAAAGUGUAAAUGUUAGUUUCUUGGUAAAGUCCUUUUCUUGCUUACCUUGACUGUUGAUGUACUGAUUGAGAAGUUCAUUGUCUCGUUUGUGAUUCUUCCAGAUGUGAUGCUUGAUAUUUUCUAUAUGCGAGUUAGCCAUCCACACCCAGGCAUAGCCUGGAUACAGUAUAAAAAUAGAUAAUUAAAAAGAUGGUUGCCAAGCAAGGAAAACUUAUUUUAUAUUUUCCCUUCCUUAUUUUAAGCAUUGUGGGUAAAUCACAUGUUGAAUUCUUUUGCCAAGGGAAUUAUAGCCGCAGGUUCUCUCUCACUGCCAUCAAACUAUAAAAGAUUAAACUGCAAAGUCAAGCUCAACAGAUUAUUUUGGAAAGUUUUUGUAUUAAGGGAUUUAGUAACAUCAUUUGGUUUUCCACCAGGCAGGGAGUAGGGCUUAGUGUUUUAAAACACCUCUGCUUUCUGAUGUUGCCUUAAUAUUCUGCUAUUGCAGCAAUUAAAAAUUGUCUUCAUGUACAUUUGGAACUAACACGUGAUGUGAUAUAUUCCUAAACUAUGAAACCUUUUUCCUAGUAGUCAGCUAGAUCAUUUGUUCUGGGAGUAUAAAGCCACCCACGUAAGUUAAUAAGCAAAAUCCUGACUAUUAUGUUGUUAGAGAAAAAUGCUUUGCUUUGUCUGGAAGAAAGAUAAAAUAGUGAAUUAUAAAUAAGUCAGGCCGGGCGUGGUGGCUCACACCUGUAAUCCCAGCACACUGGGAGGCCGAGGCAGGGGGACUGCUUGAGCUCAGGAGUUCGAGACCAGCCUGGGCAACAAAGUGAGACUCCAUCUCUAUAUAAAAACAAAAACCACGAAAGCACACACAAAAUAAAUCAGUGGGAUUUGGUAAUGUGUUUUAGAGUAAGAAAUUUCAGGUUGUUGGUGACUAUCCCAACAGUCAUGUUUUAAAUGUACAGUUUGGGGCAAGUCAUGUAAAUACUGUUGGUGGUCUUCCCCCCGCGCCCCAAUUUUCAGGUAGUACUAAGAGUAUGUGCCAGGAAACUCUUGCUAUUGAAUUGAGAUGAUUAAAAUGGUGACUUAAUCCAUAGUUAUUUUGCACCCACUGAAAGGAAAGUGCUUUCCAGAAUAAUAUGAAGUAUCCAAAAGUGUCACCUUUUCUUGCCUGAUCAACAAUUUGGGCUUCCUGUUUGUACAAGGGGCCAUUUGGUAUACCUUUCACAGCUUUGAUCAGGCCAAGUUAAAGGCUGACUACAUUUUUUCAUCAUGAGGAAAGCAGUUGAAAUGAGGCAUGAGUUACUGUGCAUUGGGAUUUUAGAACAAUUUUCUUGUGACAGCUCUUUUUGUGAAGUUAGGUUCUUAAAAGUGCCCAUGAUGGUCACUUAAAAUGUGCAGUAAUAGCACUGCCAGGAUCAAGCAUGAAAGGCUUUUAAAUUAGAUCAUCACACAGACAAUACGUUUGAUAAUAGUUUUUUCUUUUAACCUUUUUAAGUAUUGAUUCUGCUUGAGAAUAUUGAAGUACUUGCCAGAAGUUGUGGAUUUCAGUUUUAACAAAUGCUAUUAAAGUGGAGAAGCACACUCUGGUCUUGGAAUUCCAUUUGAGGAUUUAGAAGUGUCAUGUUUAUAACUAUUCAGUUGUGUUUGUUGCUGGCUUGUUGUAAAGCAAUAAAAUUUUUUUGGUCUUUUUGUAA